AGUGAACAAAGUGAAAUUGAAUCAAGCACAUCCAAACCCCAAUCUGCAAACGGUGGUUAUCUUGGAUUUAUAAGCAAAAAAUAAAAGAGAAAUCAAAAUUGAUUCUGAUCUUGACAGGUGUUAGUUCAGUGUAUUCGCUAUUGUGACUUGACCGUUAAUUUACGAAAGAAAACCAACAAAACCAAACGACAAAAUGACCUGUUUAGAAAAUAUAAUUGUUAUUUCGACCAUGUUUAUAGUGUUAGUUACAGUCCAAGCAACCAAAGCAGAAGAAAUUGAUGCAAAACGUGGAGCUGCUAUACACACACUCACUCCAACGCCACGACGACGAAGUGAUCCGGAAUUCUUGAAAUGGGAUAGCGAGGUUAACGCUAUUUUAGACGAUGAUUACGAAGGUACUGCUGAAUACAAUGGCAAUGAAUUUGUUCGGCCAUACUUUGGAUUCCCCCGAAUUUCACGAGCCGGAUCACGAUUUUAUUCAAAGCUAGGCGAAGGUUCACAGGAAACAAUUAAACGAGGUGGACCAGGUGGCGGUGCUGGCAUGUGGUUUGGACCACGUUUAGGUCGCAUGCAAAAGCGAAGUCCCACCAAAGAGCAUGUUUAAAUCAACAAACAAACCCUCCCCAUUCCAGCAACAACCACAGCUGAAACACACCGAAUGCCAAAUCAAUACACUAAUAUUCAUCAUUUCGUAGUUUCGAUUUAAAACAAUACCAAACAGAUAUAUAAGUAAUGGUCAUACACACGACACACUUCCCACUUGUCUACCUAAUGUCUUAUAGAUUAGUUUUUUUGACAAAAAGAAAUUUACUCCAAAAUGAAUGUGAAUGAAAGACGAGUCACGAGUCUGGCCCUCUUUUGCGAUGUGGAUAUAAUGUUUGCAACAACAAAAAAAUUAACAAUUAUUAUAUAAAAUGUCAAAGCAAAUUACAAAUAAAAAAAAUCUACACAAAAAAAAA
Molecule: messenger RNA, 959 nt
Organism: Sitodiplosis mosellana (orange wheat blossom midge)
Lineage: Eukaryota; Metazoa; Arthropoda; Insecta; Diptera; Cecidomyiidae
Gene: Capa
Product: cardio acceleratory peptide 2b
Exons: 3
Coding region: 194-604 (136 amino acids)
Biological process (GO): neuropeptide signaling pathway
Molecular function (GO): neuropeptide hormone activity
Source: RefSeq, a predicted model, not a curated record